Acanthisitta chloris (rifleman) is the source of this 848-nucleotide messenger RNA. It is a transcript of the gene UBE2A, whose product is annotated as ubiquitin-conjugating enzyme E2A. NCBI's taxonomy places the organism in Eukaryota, Metazoa, Chordata, Aves, Passeriformes, Acanthisittidae. Gene Ontology annotation, molecular function: cysteine-type endopeptidase inhibitor activity; ubiquitin conjugating enzyme activity. The transcript is spliced from 5 exons. Gene Ontology annotation, biological process: negative regulation of apoptotic process. Gene Ontology annotation, cellular component: nucleus. The record is from RefSeq and is a predicted model, not a curated record. The annotation marks the transcript as partial.
UUUUGGAUAUGGCCCGACACGUUCCCCUUUACCGAGCUCUGCUGGAACUGCUCCGUGCUAUUGCAUCCUGCACAUCCAUGGUACCCUUACUGCUUCCACUCUCAGGAGAAAGUAGCGAAGAGGAGGAAGAACAGUUGGAGUCCCAAGCUUCUGUUGGGACUUUGUUGGCUAAAAUGAAGACCUGUGUAGAUACCUAUACCAACCGACUGAGGUCUAAAAAAGACAAAGCUAAAGCAGGUGUAAAACCAGAUACUUCUGAUCAGGAGCCCGAGGGACUGACUCUUUUGGUACCAGACAUCCAAAAGACUGCUGAGAUAGUUUAUGCUGCUACCACCAGUUUGCGCCAAGCAAACCAAGAAAAGAAGAUGGCUGAGUACUCCAAAAAGGCUGCUGUGAAGCCCAAGCCUUUGUCCGUUUUACGGUCUCUGGAAGAAAAAUACGUGGCUGUCAUGAAAAAACUCCAGUUUGAUACAUUUGAAAUGGUGUCUGAAGAUGACGAUGGAAAAUUGGUUUUUAAAGUAAAUUACCACUACAUGUCUCAGGUGAAAAACGCGAGUGACGCCAACAGUGCUGCCAGAGCGCGACGUCUUGCUCAAGAAGCUGUGACUCUUUCAACCUCAUUGCCUCUCUCAUCCUCAUCCAGCGUCUUCGUGCGCUGCGAUGAGGAGCGGCUCGACAUAAUGAAGGUUCUCAUUACUGGUCCUGCAGACACCCCUUACGCAAAUGGUUGCUUUGAAUUUGAUGUGUAUUUCCCCCAAGACUAUCCUAAUUCCCCUCCACUUGUGAAUCUGGAAACAACUGGAGGCCACAGCGUGAGAUUUAAUCCAAACCUCUACAAUGAUGGCAAG